Messenger RNA from Alternaria alternata, 1628 nucleotides. RefSeq names its product alpha/beta-hydrolase. Lineage: Eukaryota; Fungi; Ascomycota; Dothideomycetes; Pleosporales; Pleosporaceae. The record is from RefSeq and is a predicted model, not a curated record. The transcript is spliced from 2 exons. Bases 247 to 1509 code for a protein of 420 amino acids.
CCCCGAACGGCGGCGGACCGCACCAUUGCCGCAACAUUGUUGCCGCGAGAACUUGUGCCGAACGGGAGGCCUAUGAAUAGAUUUAGAGAUUAUAUAUGAGACUUGAAGAUCUGUUGCUGAGGCCUAAGUUUGUGUUUUCAAUUUAGCCGUCCAUCUCUAGUCAAGAUCUUACUACGAUUUAGGAUACACAUUUCGCCAAAGAAAGAAGACAAAUACAUACAAUAACGAGAGAAGACUGAUUCAAGCAUGGCAGCACCAGGGGGAAACUUCUUUAUCCAAGAGAAGCUGAAGACUCCAGCAAAGCAUCAUGAGUCUUACGAACAGCUUUGGGAGACGAAGUGGAAGAAGCCUGCAGAGAUGGGCGUCUACCCCUUCAUGUUCGGCACAGCCUCCGAUUUCGAGCCGAUAGUCACAGAGAUGAAAUCCAGAGACAUGAAAGAGCCCUAUAACUGGGACGAAUACGCCAAAAUCUACUUCCCGCAAGCCGAGAAGCUCAAAUCUAUAGCCGAAGAGGCCGAGAAGAACGGCGAGAAAGAGAAGGCAUCAGAAUACUACCUACGCUCCAGCGCCGUUUACCGCAUCAGCCGCUUCCCUGCGCCACGCAGCGAAGUUCAACGUGAAGCAUGGAAACUAGGCAAAGAAGUCUGCAUCAAGGGCCUAGGAAUGCGUCCGCACCCCGUGCACGAAGUCAUGAUCCCACAUCAACAUCGCAACCAAGACGAAGGAGAACACAUACCCGUUUACCACCUCGUCCCCGAAGGCGCCUCGAAAGAAAACCCGGUACCCACCGUUAUCAUUUUCACUGGCCUCGACGGCUAUCGCACUGAGCUGGCCGUCUGGAUGGAAGGCUGGCGUCGCGUAGGCGUAGCCACUAUCGUUCUGGAGAUACCCGGUACUGGAGACUGUCCCGCUACCGCAUCGGACCCCACAUCCCCAGACCGUCUCUACAGCUCACUGUUCGACUGGAUAGCCACACAAGAGCGUCUUGAUGCAAAGAAAGUUGCCAUCUGGGCAUUCAGCACCGGCGGCUACUACGCCAUCCGCGUUGCUCACACACACGCAGAUCGUCUGGCAGGCGUCGUAGCAUUAGGAGGAGGCUGCCACUACAUGUUUGAGCGCGAAUGGCUCGACAAUGUAAAUCACCUCGAGUACCCCUUUGAUCUUGCCAACACACUCGCAUACAAGUGGGGUUACGGAAAUGACGUCGAAGCCUUCAAAAAGGAAGCCAUGAACAAGUUCUCGUUGCUAAACGACGGCACGUUGGAUAAGCAAACAUGUUCGAGAUUGCUGUUGGUGAAUGGGACUGAGGAUGAGAUUUUCCCAAUUGACGAUUAUUAUCUUGCGUUGCAACAUGGUGCGCCCAAGGAAGCGAGGUUUAUAACGGGCAUCAAGCAUAUGGGGGAGCCGGAGAGCUUCUUUGUUAUCAUCAAGUGGCUGUAUAAGCUGUUUGGUAUUGAGGCCGAAGUCGGGGCACAGAUGUCGACGUUGCCCUUCAAGCCAAAGUACUAAGGGGGAGAGUGAGGUAUGCAAAGAGGAUGAAUGCAGAGAAGGAACCGAGAACACGACAGCGAGCGGAAUUGAGAUUAGGUCCUUCGAGAUCCAUGUUCUAUACUCUUCCUGUUGUGACA